AUGGAACCACAACUAGCAACCGCCCCAAAUCCACGCUCCGCUGUCAUAGGGGAGGCUGCAGGCACCCGCCCUCAUAACACCGAGCUGGGUGGCUGGUGCCUGAGCCUUGUUAGGGCCAGCCCCAGGGACCUCCAGCUGCGGGAGGUCUCCUCAGAGCACAAUGCUGCACUCGCAAGUGAAGGAUCAAGCUCUCCACGGAGACCGGCCAACAGCGGCAUCAGUCCCCAGGAGGAGACCGGCUGCAGGGGGGCCGAGACGCUCCUCACAGCAGAGUUCCAAACCUGGGUCUCUUGCUGGCGAGUGUGUGUGUCAGUCGUGAGGGAACCGCCCGCCGCUCCCGGUGCCGAGAGCAGCCUCGGGACAAGGAACGGGCAAGGAGCGACUCUGCACGCGCGGUUCCAGGCGACGAUCAUGCCCUGGGCACCUCGUGUGGAGAUCGGAGCCAGAUGCCACCAGGCGUGGGGCGCAGAAGGAGAGGGGGGCCAGCGUCGGCAGGCGCCCUUCCCCGGGGCCCCGGCUCGCACGCCAAGCUGCUGGGGGGGCCCCGGACUGCGCCCAGGGCCGUCCGCUGGUUUUGCCCCGGAGAAGUGGAGCAGACUGCUCUUCUCAGGCCGCUGGUUCUCGGCGCACGUGUUGCUUCACGAAAACAGGAUUAUUUGUGAAGCGACAGGAGCAGCAUCGGGAUCUUAUCACGCAGCUCGUGGUUUGAACUUUAUUGAUUUGAUGGUGCGACAGGGGAAUAUCGACAGCCCUCCUAAGACACCACUUGUUCCUGGGUUUGAAUGCUCUGGAAUUGUAGAAGCUCUUGGAGAUAGCGUGAAAGGAUUUGAGAUUGGAGACAGAGUCAUGGCUUUUGUAAACUACAAUGCAUGGGCUGAAGUAGUAUGUACCCCGGUAGAAUUUGUCUACAAGAUCCCAGAUGACAUGAGUUUUUCUGAAGCUGCUGCGUUUCCCAUGAACUUUGUAACUGCCUACAUGAUGCUCUUUGAAGUUGCUAACCUAAGAGAAGGCAUGUCUGUGCUGGUUCACUCGGCAGGAGGUGGGGUGGGUCAAGCUGUUGCUCAGCUCUGUUCAACUAUUCCCAAUGUUACUGUUUUUGGAACAGCUUCAUCUUUCAAACAUGAAGCAAUCAAAGACUCAGUAACUCACCUGUUUGACAGAAAUGCCGACUAUGUUCAAGAAGUGAAAAGAAUCUCAGCAGAUGGAGUAGAUAUUGUUUUGGACUGUCUUUGUGGAGAAAAUACUGGAAAAGGCCUCAGUCUUCUCAAACCACUUGGGACUUACAUUUUAUACGGUUCAUCUAACAUGGUUACUGGGGAGACAAAAAGCUUCUUCAGUUUUGCAAAAUCAUGGUGGCAGGUUGAGAAAGUAAAUCCUAUCAAGCUGUAUGAAGAGAACAAAGUCAUCGCUGGAUUUUCCCUGUUGAAUCUACUUUUCAAACAGAAUCGAGGUGCCCUGAUCAAGGGCGUGGUGGACAAACUCCUAAAUCUCUAUAACAGCAAGAAGAUCAAGCCUGUGGUUGAUUCAUUAUGGGCUUUGGAAGAGGUGAAGGAAGCCAUGCAGAGAAUCCAUGACCGAGGAAAUAUAGGAAAACUAAUUCUGGAUGUGGAGAAAGCACCCACUCCCCUGAUGGCCAACGACAGCACAGAGACGAGCGAGGCUGGAGAAGAGGAGGAAGACCACGAAGGGGACAACGAGAAUAAGGAGCGCAUGCCAUUCAUCCAGUAACAACCGAAGGUGGUGGAAGCAGAAAGAUUGAUGAAGUAGAAAGGAACAAGACUGGGAAAUCUAUUCUGUGCAUCAGUGAACAAAUGCUGUAGUACAGUGUGUGUUGUAUUUGUCUGCAGUCAACUGAGCUAUGAGCUGUUGAUCAUUGUUGUUUUGAACUCAAGUGCCAUUCUCAUCCAGUGCAGUAUUAUGACAUUGCUGUGUAACACCCAGUUUCCCUGUAGCAGUCCCAUGGAUUUUUCUGUUCCGGUUUAAAAGCCUUAUUAACUUACCGUGUAAUUUUAGAUGGGCAUCUUUCUUAUGCAAAUUCCAACAUUUUGCAUAAAGUUAUUUGGGGAGCUUGGGCUUUUUUUACAAGUUGGAAACAGUAACAAAAAAAAUUCCCCACUUCUCUGGAUGAUUGUAACUGGAGGGAGGUUUUUAAGUUUGUGGAUUUUCAGUGUUAAAAUAGUUUUAAUUUUAUGAACCACAGAUAAAAGUUACAA
Molecule: messenger RNA, 2213 nt
Organism: Opisthocomus hoazin
Lineage: Eukaryota; Metazoa; Chordata; Aves; Opisthocomiformes; Opisthocomidae
Source: RefSeq, a predicted model, not a curated record